AUGGAGUUGCUUUCGUAUAGUACAUCCGCUCCACCCUGGAAGUGGAGCUUGAUGACGAUCGCCAUGGUGAUACAGAGUAUAAUUGCAAUGCCUCUACGAGAGGUCGAGGCGUCAAUUGAUAAAUCUCCAUCCCACUGGGUGGACAUUUGGACCACAAUGCCCCAGCUGGUGGAGUCCUAUAAUCUCCCACCAGCUCCGUUUAAUGGGUCAACGGGCGUAUUUCUCAAUUCCACCCUUCGACAGACGGUCCAAGUGGGGUUAGACGCUACUGAAAUCCGCAUUCGCCUGUCUAAUGCAUUCGGGCCAAACGAUCUGAAGGUAGACAAGGUGGUCAUCAGUCUCCCGCAGGGCCAGAAAGCAGGCACCAAUACCAGCGAUCUGAAUUCUACUGCGAGGGUAGAAUUUGGCACGAGCCCAACCAUCACCAUUCCAAGCGGGGCCUUGGCUGUAUCAGACCCCAUUGCAUUUCCCCUCGCAGCGCAGUCGAUCUUGAUGAUCGAUAUCUAUCUUGCAGCAGGACAGGAGGGGUUUUCCAUAACCGGACACCCAGGGAGUAGAACCACAUCCUACCUUGCAGCGGGAGACCAAACCGGCGUGCAUUAUUUGAGUGGAGAUGGCGUCCAGGAGACGGAACAUUGGUAUUUCAUCAGCGGCAUCGAAGCGCACUUAUCGCAUGAGGCUGGGGCGUUCGUCAUUCUCGGCGACAGCAUCACAGACGGAAAGGCAAGCAUUACGAACGCGAAUGACCGAUGGCCCGAUUUACUUCUCGACCGAAUGCGUCACCACGCGGCGACGAAAAAGCUGGCCGUGGCUAAUCAGGCGGCCGGUGGGAACCGUGUUUUGCACGAUGGCCUGGGGCCCAGCCUUGUGAGUCGGAUUGACCGGGACGUGCUCGCCCAGUCUGGCGUGACCCAUGUGAUGCUUUUCGAAGGAGUGAAUGAUAUCGGCGUCGCGGCCCCCGAUCGAGAGUCCCAGCUCUACGUGGGAGAUCAACUCAUGGUCGCAUACCAGCAGAUCGCAACCCGAGUGCAUGCCGCGGGCCUGCCUCUCUACGGAGCUACAAUUACUCCAUUUGGAACCCCAUCGAGCUCUAAUUAUACGCAGCCAUAUUCGAGCCUCGAGAGGGAAAAGACGCGCCAACGAGUGAACACCUUCAUCCGUACAAGCGGCGUCUUCGAUGCGGUGAUCGAUUUCGAUCAAGCCGUGAGGGACCCGGCAGAGCCUUCUCACCUCCUCGCAAUCUAUGAUUCCGGAGAUCAUCUCCAUCCCAAUGAGGCUGGCUACCAUGCUCUGGCGGACUAUUUCCCUCUUGAUGUGUUCAAUCGAGUAGGCCCGGUAUGGGGCUCAGACUAA
Messenger RNA from Penicillium chermesinum, 1353 nucleotides. Its product is annotated as SGNH/GDSL hydrolase family protein. The record is from RefSeq and is a predicted model, not a curated record. NCBI's taxonomy places the organism in Eukaryota, Fungi, Ascomycota, Eurotiomycetes, Eurotiales, Aspergillaceae. Bases 1 to 1353 code for a protein of 450 amino acids. The transcript has 4 exons.